UUUGUUGUUUCAUGUCUUUCCUCAGCAACAGCAGCUCAGCUGUCUCCACUCAGAUUCUACAAAGUUGACCGGUUAAAACUAAACGUUUCYAUCCGUCCGGUUCGAGAGUGAAAACCGACUGCAGCAGACUGAACAGAGCCCAGGCUCUGAAACUUGAAGACCGCAGGACGUUUCUGUGAUUUAUUGGGUCGCAAAUCUUUGUUACGACUCGGCCGAGCCUCGUGUCAGCUACCGGACAACUCAAACCAAUCAGAACCCAUCAUCUCUCGUGUGACCUCGAUGAUGUCACGGAUCUACYGGAGGAUGAAGGGAACCAUGACUGUAAAGAAAGAGCAUACCAUCCUGGUUUCCUGCAUCCUCAUUCAGUCGGACCAGAUUCAAUUUGUUUGACAGAUUGAACCGGAGAAUCUCUGAAGGGAGGAAAGAGUUAAAGCUUCUUCUGGCAGUCUGAUGGGAGGGGGUACGGUACGGAGCGGAGAAGCGAGACGCUGACAGAGUCUUCACGAGUUCACGUCUGCAGUCAGGAACACGACCCAAACAGCCAGAGGAAUGGAGCUCUGCUCUCUACUGCGCUAGCUGCUCUCUAAUUGGCUGAGCUCUGACCCCCCCACCCCCAUCAUGGCUCACCUGUUCCUCGCCAGCAAGAUCACCAUGCCGGACGACCUCUACGCCAAAGGGGGCGGAAGGAUCCCGAGGAACGCCGUGAGGAUACCGACGUCCAUCUCGGCAGAGAGGCUGAGCCGGGAGAAGACCAGGAAGGACAGUGCUGUCGUCGUGACAACACGUAUACCGCACGUCAACGAGGUCCAGCUGACGGCGGCGACCGGCGGCGCGGAGAUGUCCUGCUACCGCUGCGUGGUGCCGUUUGGCGUGUUUGUCCUCAUCGCCGGCGUCGUGGUGACGGCGGUGGCCUACACCUUCAACACCCAUGGGUCCACCAUCUCCCUGCUCGGACUGGUGCUGCUUUCUGCAGGGCUGGGCCUGCUGGGAUCCAGCGCCAUCUGCUGGAGACUCCGGCUAAGGAAGAAGAAGGACAAACGAAGGGAGAGUCAAACCGCCCUCAUGGUCAGCCAGGGCUACUGCGUGCCCUAAUCUCCUUGAAGUUUGGACAAUCAAACCUCAAGCUCUUCAUUUCAUGCUGCAGAUAUCUUUAAUGGUUUAUAACUGAAUGCACCACACAGACGCCAUACUGGGUCACCAGGUUAACAGGCUGUACAGAGCUCAUAACCCCCCAUCCUUCAUGCUCAACAA
Messenger RNA from Poecilia reticulata (guppy), 1251 nucleotides. The record is from RefSeq and is a predicted model, not a curated record. NCBI's taxonomy places the organism in Eukaryota, Metazoa, Chordata, Actinopteri, Cyprinodontiformes, Poeciliidae.